This is a messenger RNA of Drosophila arizonae, 1667 nucleotides long. RefSeq names its product peptidyl-prolyl cis-trans isomerase zonda (gene zda). Gene Ontology annotation, molecular function: protein binding; peptidyl-prolyl cis-trans isomerase activity; protein folding chaperone. The record is from RefSeq and is a predicted model, not a curated record. Gene Ontology annotation, biological process: negative regulation of apoptotic process; protein folding. Gene Ontology annotation, cellular component: mitochondrial envelope; endomembrane system; membrane. NCBI's taxonomy places the organism in Eukaryota, Metazoa, Arthropoda, Insecta, Diptera, Drosophilidae.
AACGUACUUGUGAAAGUAAUCAUUCCCAAACCUGAAUUUUACUGUAUAAUUUCAAAUAGUUUGUUAGUUUCUAAAAUUGUUGGGUCGUUUCAGUGCGCAAACCGUUUGAAAGUUUAGCACUUACAAAACAGUUAACGCCACUGACUGUUUAUCCACAAUUAGUACCAAAUUGCACUACAUUUAGACUUAAUAUGGACAUCGAAAAAUCUAGCAGCAGUUCCUUUGAAGACCUAACCAAUGCCGAUGACACCAACGAUAUUCGUGGAGCCCAUGUGAAUGAAUCGGAAACAUCCGAAGCCGACUCGGCAGCCGUGCAAAGUAGUAGCAAUAGCGAGGAUAAUCCAAAACAGGAAGAAGAUAUAGAAGAUGAAAUCGAAUGCGAUAUUUUGGGAAAUAAGCAGCUAAUCAAGCGGAUUAUCAAAAAGGCACCCGCCAAUGCCAAGCGGCCCAAUCGCGGUGAUCUGGUAACGAUAACAUACACUGGAAAGCUGGAAGAUGGCACUGUUGUGGAAAAAGAAGAGCGCUUCCAAUGUCAUGUAGGCGAUUUCGAGGUGGUCCAGGGCUUGGACAUGGUGCUGCCAAUGAUGCAUGUUGGCGAAGUGGCACAAGUUAGUAUCGAUCAACGCUUCGGCUACGGCACCAUCGGUCUUAAAACUGAAAAUCCACCCGAAACUGUUAUACCACCCAACGCUAAUCUGAUUUACGAAUUGGAACUGGUUGAUGUUAAAUACGAAGACUUUGCAGAUUUGAAAUCUUUUGAUGUGCUGCGUAAAUAUGGUGCGAGGAAAAAAGAGCGCGCUAAUUACUUUUACAAACGUGUGGAAUACAAUAACGCAAUACAUCUGUAUAGACGUGCGCUUGACUAUUUGGAUAAUCGCGAUGGUGAUCCCGAUGCGGAAUUCGGCAAGGAAGAUAUUGAGCUAUCGAACAGUGAUCUGCAAAGCCUGCUAGAAGAUCGUCUGAUUGUGUACAAUAAUUUGGCAAUGGCUCAAAUCAAAAUUGGCGCCUACGAUGCUGCAUUGCAGUCUGUGGAGCAUGUUCUGCGUUGCCAGCCCAAUAAUCCCAAGGCCCUGUAUCGGAAGGGCAGGGUGCUCGAGGGCAAGAAUGAUACGCAGGGGGCAAUCAAGCUGUUGCAGAAGGUUGCGACAUUGGAGCCGGAAAAUCGAUCGGUACAGUCAGAUUUGGCUAGACUCUUUAUUAAAGCGCGCCGAGAUGAGCACAACGAAAAAGAAAUGUACCAGAAAAUGUUAGGUCAGGCCAAGAAAAUGGAGCAAAAAACAAACGUUCGGCAGAAAACACCCUUGGUAGAUAAUUCAAAAUUGAAACUAAUUGGAUUUCUGAUGGGCACCAUUUUAAUAGGCGUAGCGGGCGUAGCUAUUUACCGCUACAAGUACUGAACAGGAUAAAAGAGAACAUAAACUAUAUUUCGCAAGUCGGUACUUUAAGCAAUUUCUAAUGCAUUUUGAAGAGGAUCUAUCUAUAUAUCUAUAUCAAAAUUAUCAACGUUGGAAAAUGGUUGCUUAUAAAGAUACCCCUUUUUAUAUGCACAGAGAAGGAUUACCAAGCACACUUUAAAAAGUAACAAUAAGUCAAAGAGCUACGGUUUUUGGAUAUCGUAUGUUAGAUUAAAUUCAACAAUUUAUUGCAAAUAUAUAUAUAAAUAUAUA